Populus nigra (black poplar) is the source of this 2353-nucleotide messenger RNA. RefSeq lists its product as uncharacterized. Bases 293 to 2041 code for a protein of 582 amino acids. Lineage: Eukaryota; Viridiplantae; Streptophyta; Magnoliopsida; Malpighiales; Salicaceae. The transcript is spliced from 15 exons. The record is from RefSeq and is a predicted model, not a curated record.
AGAAAGCUUAGGGUUUCUCCUUCGCCCUUCUCACUCUUCAGCCGGCUGUCAGACCGUCUCUUACUCUCUCGUCUCGAUUUUUGAAAUCGAGAGGGAAAGUCCAUUGUAGCACCUGCAUUCUUUCCAGCCAGUUUAAGGCUAUUCGACGUGGCUGCUGGCAGAAAAUCAAUUUUCAAAGGCUUGAAUCACAAAUAAGCUAGCGAAGGAGUCCCGAGACUUCUUAACAAGUCCCGUUGCAUCUCCUUCUCUUCAAGAAUUCAACUUUAGCCAACCAGAAGCAGAAGCAGCAGUCAUGGCGUAUGCUUCUCAUCUAAUUAAGCAUUCAAAAAAGUUACGAAAUGUUUCCAGCUUAAUGCGGCAUGAGCAUGCCGGAUUGGUGCGUUGGUUAUCAAAUGAUUUUCACGUCUCCGGUGGUAAAAGAAAUGUUAUUGAGGAGUUAAAUGUGCAAGAAAACAUGAACUUUGACAAAGGGAUUUCUAGGCCCAAAUUGAAAACCACCUGGGCAAAACAAGCUGAAGUUAUCAAAGAACCUUACAUGUGCUCUCCUCUCCAGAACCUACUUCUUUUUUUCCCAGGAUGUGUUUCUGCGGAUGAAAGUGGCAACCGCCUGUUCCUUUCUGACAGCAAUCAUCAUCGCAUUAUUGUAUCUGAUGGCAAUGGAAAGAUUCUGGAUUCGAUUGGUUCUGGCCCAGGAUUUGAGGAUGGAGAAUUUGAGUCUGCCAAGCUAGCACGUCCUGCAGCUUCCUUUUAUGAUGAUGAGGAGGAUUGCCUGUAUAUUGUAGAUUCAGAAAACCAUGCCAUCAGGAGAGCUGAUCUGGAGAGUCGGGUUUUAGAGACAGUUUAUCCAAAAAGCUUCAGUAAGAAAAAUAAUAGUAUUUGGACCUGGAUUAUGGAUAAGCUGGGUUCUAGAAUUAAUGUUGAUGCAAAAUCUGAAGAAUUUGAUUCACAGCCUCUGGUGUUCCCUUGGCACCUGUUGAAGUCCGUGGAUAAUACUUUCUUAAUCAUCAGCCGUAGCUUUGAAGCUCUGUGGGUCAUAGAUUUAGUGUCAGGAGAGAUGAAAGAAUGCAUCAAAGGAUUUCCCAACAUUUUGGAGACUUGUGGACAGUUGAUCACAGGGAAAGUAUCCCUUUUGAAACAGCUACCAAUUGAUUACUUGAAACAGCAGACUGAUGUCAACUGUUCACUGAAGGAAUUUCCAUAUGCUACUCUCGUAUCAAACUUAACAACCUUUGAGAAUGACAUUGUCUUGUGUGACACAGUUGCACAUAGAGUUCUUAAAAUAAGUAGAGAAUCCGGUGCCUGUUCGAACUUCCAGUUAUCAAAUUUUGGGAUUCUUGGAUUACCUUUCUGGCUAUCAUUCCCUGUGGAGAGAGUUUAUUCUGUUGCUGGAGCAUCGGCCGAUCAUAUUGAGCACGUCAGCUUGUUACCAGGAAGGGUUGACAUAAGGUUAAAUAUAGACAUCCCUAUGGAUACCGAGCUUGUUGAACCAUUACAAGAAGGAUGUAUAUGGCGCCAGGCAAGAGGGUCUGCUACAGUCAUCUUAGGAGCAGAAGAUGUAGUGGGAUCCUCAGAGAAGGCUGGUGUUUCCCAACAGUGGUAUGAUGAAUUGGAUAAUCUGGCAUUUUCAACUCCUGGAUUAGAGGUGGCUACUGAAGAGGAUAGUGCAACCUCUGAUGUCAAUUACGAGGAUGAGAGACUCCAUAUUGAUUGCGCAGUCAACACUAGUCCCGGGACAAGUGAGCUUAUUAUACAUGCGGCACUGUAUCUAAAACUAAGAAGGCAUCUUGAUCUGGAAGAGGGUGGACAGCAGAAACAUGCCGCGAGGAUAGCUGAUAUUUUGAACCCUGGAAGAGGUGAAGGACUGGAAAAAGAUUCAUGCAUUCAGCUCUUGUUAAAAUCGAACUGUAAUUUGAGAGACCUCAUCUUUGUGAAACCCUUGCAUUUGAGGAUAAAUUUGGAUACCCUGGAUCACCCAAAAGCUGAUAAUUCAAAAGAUAUCAUCUUAACAGACUCUGCCAUUGAAGUCAAUGUAUCUCUCUAGACAUGAUUGCUGCUGUGAAAACGCGAAUAUCCUUGUCACAAAUUUUGGAAGGUUCGACUUUUGUCACUCAAAAGCUUGCGUUCAUGCAUACAGCAAGACCCUCCUGAGGGCAAGAGGAAAAAUUAAAUUAACACUUAGCAGGGAUCCUCCAUUGCAGGGCAUGUCCUUGUGUCGUUGUGUUUUUGUCAUAAAUUCAAAUGUAAAAGGAAAAUCAAUAGAUAGGAAUUCAAAGUUCACAAUCUGAUUGUUGUACUGAGAAGAACAGGUCAUAAAUAGAAAGAAAAGAAAGAAAGAAAGAUGGGAUUUGGUGAA